AUGAGUAUCAAAUUAUCCCACGAGAUCGAUAACAAUCCUGAACCAGAAGAUGCUGGCACCAUCAGAGUCACGACCACGAUCUUUGGCGAAGAUGAUGAUAACUCGACGUUCACGACUCUGUCGCUUGCCAAAGACUUCAUAGAUGAGGAGAACGACGAGUGUAAAAGCAAAGAAGACUUGAAUUACUUCUUGAUGGACGCCGGAAUCAACGACGAUCUUAUCUUUGAUGCGAUAAUAAAGCUAAUUUUGUAUGUUGAUGAAGUAACUUGUCCCACAAGUAAUGAGUAUUCUCCUGGAUGUGCUUUGAAAGUUCGGCUGGAUCUUGUUCCGGAUUAUCUUGAGUUAAAUGUGAAGAUCAAUGAACUAAGUGCUCCAUCGGUUACUAAAAAUUCUACAAGAUUAUAG
Raphanus sativus (radish) is the source of this 405-nucleotide messenger RNA. RefSeq lists its product as uncharacterized. The transcript has a single exon. Bases 1 to 405 code for a protein of 134 amino acids. NCBI's taxonomy places the organism in Eukaryota, Viridiplantae, Streptophyta, Magnoliopsida, Brassicales, Brassicaceae. The record is from RefSeq and is a predicted model, not a curated record.